AGCUGCCACAAGACGUAAAUUCUCGAGGAGUGUUUGCUUGCAAUGAACUGGAUCUGAAGGAAGUUCAAGUGUACGGCUUCGAUUAUGAUUACACUCUCGCUUGUUAUAAGCCAGCCUUGGAUUACUUACUUUACAACUUAGGACGAGAUAUGCUUAUAAAAAAAUAUAAGUAUCCAGCUGGAAUACAGAAGUUGGAGUACAGAGAAGGCUUUGCUGUGAGAGGCCUUCAUUACGAUAUUGAAAAAGGGCUUCUAUUAAAACUCGAUAGCUUCUUGCAAAUUCAGUUUGGUACAGUUUAUCGCGGUUUACAUCCGGUUCCAGAUGAUGAAGUCCUCCGGCUUUACAAAAACAGAAUCAUACCGAUUGCUUAUGUUGAAGCCCCUCAAAGACAUACGCAUAAGGAUGGAAUGCAUCGAACGAAAAUGGUUCAGUUAGCAGAUCUCUUCUCUGUACCGGAAAUGGUACUUCUCUGCAAUGUCACAGAAUAUUUUUUGAGAAAUCACAUCGAUUAUCAUCCAGAAAUAUUAUUCAGAGAUGUAAAGAAUUCAGUUCAAAGUUGCCAUCCUAUCAUGCAUACAACAGUUGAAAAUGACGUUUCACAGUAUUUAGAGCCAAAUAAAGAUCUGAAUAAAUUCUUCGACCGACUGAAAGCUGCGGAGAAGAAAAUGUUCCUCGUUACUAAUAGCCCAUUUCACUUUGUUGACAAGGGUAUGAGAUUCCUGGUGGGCGAUAAAUGGCAAGACUACUUUGAUCUAGUUAUUGUUCAAGCGCGUAAACCAAGAUUUUUCACAGAAGAAUCGCGUCCUCUUAGAAUGUACGAUGAAGAAAAUCAAACGCAACUAUGGGAUCGAGUCACGAAAAUAGAAAAAGGAGUGAUAUACCUUGAAGGAACCGUAAAGCAACUUCAAGAUAUGACCGGAUGGCGAGGUCACCAAGUGCUCUACUUUGGAGAUCAUCCCUAUAGUGAUCUAGCUGAUGUCACGCUACAACACGGAUGGAGAACUGGAGCAAUUAUUAAAGAAUUAACACACGAAAUAGAGACCCUCAACGAUCGAAAAUUCAAAGAAAAUGCAAACUGGCUGCAAAUGCUCACGGGUCUAAUUGAAGAUCAUCAAGACACUGCAGAUCCAGAAGCAGCAGCUGAACUAGAAUUAUGGAUGAGGCAAAGAGAUGAAUUGCGUAAUGAAAUCAAACGAGUAUUUAAUGAACAAUUCGGAUCCGUUUUUCGAACUUACCACAAUCCGACCUAUUUUUCGAGGCGACUUUUCAGAUUUGCGGAUAUUUAUAUGAGUUCCAUUACCAAUUUACUCUAUUAUUCUACAAAUCAUACUUUUUAUCCAAGGCGAGGGGUAAUGCCUCACGAAUAUUCUAGUUAUUUCAUGUAAAAAAAUUCUGAUUUAUUGCAAAUCCAAGAUUAGCGCAAUUCAAAGUUUAUAAUAGAUAGAAAAAAAAUUUGCAAAAUUAGACCGAAUUAUUUCGGAAUGCAGAAUAAGUACUUCUGUAAAUUAACUUUUUUUUAACUUGAUCGUAUUGAUCAGUUAAUUUUAAAUCAGCUGAAAAUGCCGGUACGGGAACCUCGGAGGAUCCUGGACAUGUUUCUGGAAUGAAGAUGCAGAAAUUUUGAUUAGAUUGAAAUCAACUUUAAAAUCCUAGUUAGCGUCCAAUAAUCAAGGUAAUGUAUAGAAUUCCUGAAAAUAAAACCAAAAAUCCAAGGUACAAAUUUGGACAACCACCAUCAAAUUCUCCUGUUGUAAUUAAAAAAAGAUCCUCCUUUAAAAAGAAUCGCUUGACACGAAACUGCACAGGUACCUGUACAUGAUAUCGCAAAGAAACCUGUAUUUAAGCUAACCUUUGAAUCAUUAUAUACAGGUUUCUUCACCGAGUUAUUUGAGACACGUGUUCAUGUACAGAAACUUGUUAAGGAACCUAUACAUGAACCUGCAUAGAAACUAAUCUGCGAUGUUUCGCUAGUGGCUUGGCUCUCUCAAUAGUAAGCUCGAUCUUCAAGGGAAGAAAAUAAAAGCAACUUCAUAACUUUGAGUGACAUGAGUUUUCGCGAAGACUUCCUGAAAAGGAAACCUAUACCUGUUUCUGUACAGGACCCCGCGCCUUAAAUUACUUGGAAAAAGAACCUAUACUCGAUCACUGAGGAUUCCUUUAGCGGUGUAGAUUCUAUUAAAGGACCAUAUACAGGUUCCUUUUUCAAAUUCCUGCACCGGGACUAUCAAGAUUACCUUUACAUGUUUCGUGUGCAGAAACGUGUCCAAAAUCGACCGACGUUGCUGUGCACGAAUUUUUAGCUGGAAACCCACGCCUCAAUUUAUGUCGCAAAUGAAUCUGUACAGAAACCUAUACUCGACCAUUGAGAAUCCCUUUGCCCGUUCAGGUUUUACUGCAGGAUCUUGUGUAGUUUGUUUCGCCAAAUUUCUGCACAGGAAUCUGUACAUUGUACACGAAAAUCUGUACCUAGACACGAAACCUGUACAUUUUUCGUGUGAAGAAUCGUUUCCAGGAUCCUCUGAAGUAUCUGUAUAGGAAUUUGUAGCUGGGAACCAACGCCUCAAUUUACUUCUCAAAGAAACCUGUACAGAAACCUAUAGUCAGCGAUUGAGGAUUCCUUUGCCCUACAGUUUCUAUUACAGCAUCUUGUGCAGUUUUUUUCGCCAAAUUCCUGCACGGUAAUCUCUACACUGUACAUAAGAAUCUGUAACUGCAUACGAAACCUGUACUGGUUUCAUUUUGAGGAUCGUGUCCAGGAACAUAUUUAGUAUCCUCCAAAGUUCCUCUACUGGAAUUUGAAGCAGGGAACGAACGCCCUAAUUUAAUUUGCAAAGGAACCUCUGCAGAAACCUAUACACUAUUAUUGAGGAUUCCUUUGUCGAUGCAUGUUCGAUCCUAUGAUCAUGUGCAGUUUCCUUUGACAAAUUCUUACCCAGGAACCUUCCAAAUUACCUAAACAGGUGUCGUGUGCAGGAUCGUGUCUAGAAACGUGUCCAGAAUUUGUCGAGAUUCCUGUGGACGAAAUUUGAUCUGGGAACCCACGCUUCCAUUUACUUCGUAAAGGAACCUGUACAGGAAUCUAUACUCGACCAUUGAGGAUUCCUUUGCCUGUUCCGGUUCGAUUUCAGGAGCAUGUGCCAUUUCUUUCGCCAAAUUCCUGCGCAGGAACCGACCAUACUACCUGAACAGGUUUCGUGUGCAGGAUCGUGUCUAGAAACGUAUCCGAGAUCCUCCAGGGUUCCUUUCGCCAAAUUCCUACGCAGGAGCCAACCAGAGUACCUGAACAGGUUUCGUGUGCAGGAUAGUGUCUAGAAACGUAUCCGAGGUCCUCCAGGGUUCCUUUUGCCAAAUUCCUACGCAGGAACCGACCAUAUUACCUGAACAGGUUUCGUGUGCAGGAUCGUGUCUAGAAACGUAUCCGAGAUCCUCCAGGAUUCCUUUCGCCAAAUUCCUACGCAGUAACCGACCAGAUUACCUGAACAGGUUUCGUGUGCAGGAUCGUAUCUAGAAACGUUUCCGAGAUCCUCCAGGGUUCCUUUAGCUAAAUUCCUACGCAGGAACCGACCAGAUUACCCGAACAGGUUUCGUAUGCAGGAUCGUGUAUAGAAACGUAUCCGAGAUCCUCCAGGAUUCCUUUCCCCAAAUUCCUACGCAGUAACCGACCAGAUUACCUGAUCAGGUUUCGUAUGCAGGAUCGUGUGUAGGAACGUAUCCGAGAUCCUCCAGGGUUCCUUUCGCCAAAUUCCUACGCAGGAACUGACAAGAUUACCUGAAUAGGUUUCGUGUGCAGCAUCGUGUCUAGAAACGUUUCCGAGAUCCUCCAGGGUUCCUUUAGCCAAAUUCCUACGCAGGAACCGACCAGAUUACCUGAACAGGUUUCGUGUGCAGGAUAGUGCCUAGAAACGUAUCCGAGAUCCUCCAGGGUUCCUGUACAGGAAUUUUCAACUAGGAAAUCUUCAAAUUAUUCUUAAAGCCAUAAUGAAAGUAGCAAGUUUAUUAAAUUCUUGAGAUCUAUAUAAGAGUUGAGAAAAAAUAUUUGUUUGAUAAAUUAUUCUAGGACUUACAAUUCUAAUUCGUUUUCACUAUUUAAAAAACGUUAACUAAAUUUCAAAGAGAUUUGUAUGAGCGGAUUAAAAUUUUUUAAAUUUUAUUUAUUAAUUUAAGUGGAUUUUUUAAAAAUAA
Belonocnema kinseyi is the source of this 4182-nucleotide messenger RNA. It is a transcript of the gene Nt5c, whose product is annotated as 5'-nucleotidase domain-containing protein 3. The transcript has 8 exons. Lineage: Eukaryota; Metazoa; Arthropoda; Insecta; Hymenoptera; Cynipidae. Bases 150 to 1385 code for a protein of 411 amino acids. Gene Ontology annotation, molecular function: 5'-nucleotidase activity. The record is from RefSeq and is a predicted model, not a curated record.